Molecule: messenger RNA, 1574 nt
Organism: Hyposmocoma kahamanoa
Lineage: Eukaryota; Metazoa; Arthropoda; Insecta; Lepidoptera; Cosmopterigidae
Exons: 5
Coding region: 130-1479 (449 amino acids)
Source: RefSeq, a predicted model, not a curated record
GCAAAAAAACGGCGAAAGCCACCCGCAGCUAUUAUUAUUCCUCAACUUCCGGCCAUACCAUUACGUUUAACAAAAACUAUUGGAAGUGGUGACUGGUUCACAUCCCAAUUUGAUCAUGAAUUUAUAGAAAUGGAGAAAAGUUCAACUGAUGAUGAUGUUGUGUAUAUAAACAAAAUAAUUAAGAAACAUGAAAUACCCUCAGCGCAUAGAUCCGGAGCAAAGAAACGUGCAGAUAUUUUUUGCAAGAAUAUAUUCAAGGACGAUUUACAACAAAGCCCUGGAGAAAUGCACCCCACUAUGGUAGCUGACACUCAGAACAAACUAAUAUUAUCGAAGGACACGGUUCAAGAAGGCGCUUUUCGGUAUGUACUAUCUGAUCGCACAUUUAUAGAAAAAGGAUGGACACUACUGCCUAUUGAGAAAGUUGUACGCAAGACGAACGUGUACCGUAUGCGUCCUGCUCAUCCCGAAUUUGAUUGGUUUGAACAUAAUAAGGUAAAAGGAGUUAUGCACUACGAUUCCGGAGAAAAACUAGCUGAAUUCAAAGAUAAUGGCCUGGGACAAUGGUUUUACAGGAACGGUAGAUUGGCUCUCGACUACUAUGAUGCAAAAGAUUUAAAUGCUCAGCAGCGCAUUGUAAUCUACAGCAAUGGUGAAUUAGACGAACGAGGGCGCUCUCGACCCGUCACUAUUCUCGGAAUGUUUGACUACGUGGGGAACGGCGUGAUAUUCGAUCACAGCGGUAAAGUAAGAUUGAAAUACAAUCAAAGUGAAGGAGUUUUAUUAGAUCAACAAAUAGGCCCCGCAUCACAUUGGAAGUGGCAUAGCUUGAACGACCCCCCAGUAUUGCAGCAAGUUAUGAUAGACACGCAAAUGCAUCACAAAGAUCCUAGAAUAGCGCGACUUGGCAAUGAAGUAUCUGCAGGACUACAAGACAAUAAUAAAGAUAUGGUCGCUAUUGAGUUCGAGAAUGCUAUAAAAGAGAAAUCUCAAAAAAUCAGCGAAAAGUUUAGUCCAUUUCAAAUAAAAAUGAAAGCAUUAAAAAUCAACGAAAAUUUUUCUAUCAGAAUAUUAGAUCAAGCGUCCAUUUAUCUACUAUUUAGAGAUGGAACGACUAAUUUGAAGCUUAAUCUCGGUAUGUUAUUGGAUAGUCACGAGAUAGUUGAUACUGACAUCGCAGACAUGGGUGAAAUUAGUACUGGUCUGGAGAGACUUCCGGCUCAAACGGAAAGUCUGGAGGCACUGCAGCGCAACAUAAAGUACGCGCAAAAUUUUGAAAGAUACAGAACAGAGCGGGACCGCUGCUUGCGCCUUCCGGUGCCUGCAGCCAGUGUCGACAGAAUCAAAAACUUAAUAUCCAAACCGCUGCAACCUGAACUAGCAGAAGUAAAUUACGUCACAGUUAAUGGACAGUGCGAACGUUGUUAUAGUAGAAAACCUUCAAUUUGCGCAUUAUAUUAUAAUAAUCGUCUUAGUUAAUGUGUAAUGUUAAAUGAACGUGCUUAGUUAUUUAUUUUUUCUGAUUGCCAGAGUCGUGUACAAGAGUAACAUCUUUAAUAUAUUACCAUUAUACA